This is a messenger RNA of Podospora anserina S mat+, 657 nucleotides long. RefSeq lists its product as uncharacterized. Gene Ontology annotation, molecular function: RNA binding. Gene Ontology annotation, biological process: RNA processing. The transcript is spliced from 2 exons. Gene Ontology annotation, cellular component: nuclear exosome (RNase complex); cytoplasm. NCBI's taxonomy places the organism in Eukaryota, Fungi, Ascomycota, Sordariomycetes, Sordariales, Podosporaceae. The record is from RefSeq and is a predicted model, not a curated record. The coding region runs from base 1 to 657 and encodes 218 amino acids.
AUGACAACAUCAAACCCCACCUUGGCCAUCCCAGGCCAGCUCUUGGGUUCAACAUCCAGAUACCAGCCCGGGCCAGGGACUCACAUUCACAAUCACAACGUUCAUGCUUCGCUCAUGGGCACAGUACACAUCGCUCAACCUGCUAAAGCUCCAGGACCAGUGAAGCGGCUCACAAAAAUCACACCAGCCCCGGCCCCUGCGGAGCUCCCCACAAUCUCGGUGACGGUCCCCACGCGGUCCGCGGGCUCCGACCACGCCGGCCAAAAGAAGCGCGAGGUGCUGCCCGAGGUAGGGAAUGUGGUGCUCUGCAGAGUGAUUCGCAUCACACCGAGGCAGGCUGUUGUUUCGAUACUGGUGUGCGGCGACACGGUGCUGGAUGCUGAAUGGCAGGGCUUGAUCCGUGUGCAGGAUGUCAGGGCUACAGAGAAGGACAGGGUCAAGAUCUAUGAGAGCUUCAGACCGGGGGAUAUCGUCAGGGCUGAAGUGAUCUCACUGGGUGACCAGGCUAACUAUUAUCUUUCCACUGCUCGUAAUGAGCUGGGUGUUAUUUUAGCCACGAGUGAAGCCGGCAAUGCGAUGCAUCCUGUCAGUUGGAAGGAGUACCGGGACCCGGAGACCGGCUUGACCGAGUUGAGAAAGGUUGCGAAGCCAUAUUGA